AUUAACUAAGCACACACAAAACCUCAAUCAAACCCUUAUACACAUGGCGGGUUUUGAUGCCUCAUCAGCAGCAGCGCCGUCGCCGUGGCACUCGCCGGUGCCGUACCUGUUCGGCGGGCUUGCGGCGAUGCUGGGGCUCAUCGCUUUCGCUCUCUUGAUCCUCGCCUGCUCCUACUGGAAGCUCUCCGAAGACGCCGAGAGGGACCUCGAGGCCGACGGAGGAGGAGACGGAGCUUCUAAGGUGGAGCCGCUGGUGAUGGAGGAGAAGUUUCUGGUGAUCAUGGCCGGCCAGGAAAAGCCCACUUUCCUCGCCACUCCGAUGUCCAGUAGAACGUCGUCGUUUAGUAGCAAGAGCACUACUAGUACUUUAAGCUCUGAAAAUAGUACCCUAUCUGAAGCUGAUUUUGAACACAUAAAACAUCCAUAAUUAGAAUUUUGGUUCUUUUAAAAUAUGGUAGAAUUGUUAUGAAUUUUGCGGGAAUGUAAAUAAUUUUUGGAAGAUAA
Messenger RNA from Salvia splendens (bonfire salvia), 504 nucleotides. Its product is annotated as protein GLUTAMINE DUMPER 3. The transcript has a single exon. Gene Ontology annotation, biological process: regulation of amino acid export. The record is from RefSeq and is a predicted model, not a curated record. Lineage: Eukaryota; Viridiplantae; Streptophyta; Magnoliopsida; Lamiales; Lamiaceae. Bases 44 to 427 code for a protein of 127 amino acids.